AUGUUGCUGCGCCUGCUGCUGGCCUGGGCGGCCGCGGUGCCCGCGCUGGGCCAGGACCCCUGGACGCCCGAGCCCCGCGCCGCCUGCGGCCCUGGAAGCUGCUACGCGCUCUUCCCUCGGCGCCGCACCUUUCUGGAGGCUUGGCGGGCGUGCCGCGAACUGGGAGGCGACCUGGCCACGCCGAGGACCCCGGAGGAGGCCCGGAGUGUGGACAGCCUGGUGGGUGCCGGCCCGGCCGGAGGGCUGCUGUGGAUAGGGUUGCAGAGGCAGGCUCGGCAAUGCCAGCCGCAGCGCCCGCUGCGCGGCUUCACGUGGACCACGGGAGAUCAGGACACGGCCUUUACCAACUGGGCCCAACCCGCCACCGGAGGGCCUUGCCCGGCCCAACGCUGUGCGGCGCUGGAGGCCAGCGGGGAGCAUCGAUGGCUCGAGGGCUCGUGCACGCUGGCCGUCGAUGGCUACCUGUGUCAGUUUGGUUUCGAGGGGGCCUGUCCCGCAUUGCCGGUUGAGGUGGGCCAGGCCGGUCCAGCCGUCUACACCACGCCUUUCCACCUGGUCUCCACCGAGUUCGAGUGGCUGCCCUUCGGCUCCGUGGCUACGGUGCACUGCGAGGUUGGCAGGGGAGCCUCUCUUCUUUGCGUCAAGCAGCCCGCCGGUGGCGUUGGCUGGUCUCAGACUGGGCCUCUGUGCCCUGGGACUGGCUGUGGUCCAGACAACGGGGGCUGUGAACAAGAGUGUGUGGAGGAAAUGGACGGUCAUGUGUCCUGCCGCUGCAGUGAGGGCUUCCGGCUAGCGGCAGAUGGGCACAGUUGUGAGGAUCCCUGUGCCCAGGCCCCGUGUGAGCAGCAGUGUGAGCCUGGUGGGCCACAAGGCUACAGCUGCCACUGUCGCCUGGGCUUCAGGCCAGCGGAGGAUGAGCCACACCGCUGUGUGGACACGGAUGAGUGCCAGAUCGCCGGCGUGUGCCAGCAGAUGUGUGUCAACUACGUCGGUGGCUUUGAGUGCUAUUGCAGCGAGGGGCACGAACUUGAGGCCGAUGGCAUCAGCUGCAGCCCUGCAGGGGCCAUGGGUGCCCGGACUUCUCAGGACCUGAGGGAUGAGUUGCUAGAUGAUGGGGAAGAAGAAGAAGAGGAUGACGAGGAAGCCUGGGAAGUCUUUGAUGGAGGCUGGACAGACCUGCCUGGGGUCCUAUGGAUUGGGCCUUCACAGCGGCCUGACUUCCACCAGGCCUAUAGACCCAGCUUCCCAGAGGACCAAGAGCAGCAAAGACCUCACCCGCAGCCUACUUGGCCACACCUGCCCAGUGUCCCCAGGGGCCCUUACCACUCCUCAGUGGUCUCUGCCACCAGGCCUGUGGUGGUUUCUGCCACACGCCCCACACUACCUUCUGCCCACCAGAUCCCUAUUAUCUCAGCCAUACAUCCACCCCAGAGCCCAGCCCACCCACCCUCCAUGAUCCCUACCACACCUCCACCUGUGCCCCCUGACCACCUGGUACCUCCAAUCAAGGCCAACUACCCAGAUGUGCCCUUUGCCUACCAGCCCGGGGUUAUCUCUGUCACUCACCCAGUACGGCCCCCUGCCUACCAGCCCCCUGUUAUCUCAGUCAAAUACCCCAAAGUGUCCCCUGCUCACCAUUCCCCUGCGUCCCCAGACACAAAAAUAUCUAUGCAUCUGCCUCAAAUCCCACCCAAUCCUGUCCCUCAGGACACCACCCCUAGAACCAAUAAGCCCCCUCUGACCCCAGAUGUUCCGGUCCCCAGAACCCAGGCUCCCCAGCUAUCCCUUAUCUCCACUAUCCAGUCCCCUCUGCCCACCACCUCCAGAUCCCGUAUGAAAUCUGUCCACCAAUCCCCGAUGCCUGCUGCUACCCAGCCCCCAGCCCUCCCUACCCUCUUGGCCUCUCAGAGCCCUACUAAUCAGACCUCGUCCAUCAGCUCUACACAUCCCUAUUCCCAAGCCCCCCAAGUCCCAAGGGAAGGAGUCCCCAGUCCUAAGUUGGCCCCAUGGCAGCCCUCAGUGGCCCCUACAGCAGCUCCAACAGCCCUGGCAGAAGCUGGUCUGGCAGGCCGAAGCCAGAGGGAUGACAGGUGGCUGCUGGUGGCACUCCUGGUGCCAACCUGUGUCUUCUUGGUGGUUCUGCUUGCACUGGGCAUUGUGUACUGCACCCGCUGUGGCCCCCACGCGCCCAACAAGAGCAUCACUGACUGCUAUCGCUGGGUCACACAUGCAGGAAGCAAGGGCCCAACGGAACCCAUGCCCCCCAGGGGCAGCCUCACGGGGGUACAGACCUGCAGAACCAGCGUGUGAUGGGGCACAGAUACCCCGCAUGGGGUAGGGGGAAGGGACAUGCUCUGGACACAUGGUUGAGGCUGUACCAGGGGCUCAAGGGGACUGCCCAGCUGGACAUAGGGUUUCCUGCUCCAUGGGCCCAGCACUCAUGGCAGAGGACAUGCCAAGGCCUCUAGGACCUCAAGGGGUGGGUGCUGGGGUCUUCUCCAAUAAAUGGAGUGCCAACCUCA
Messenger RNA from Jaculus jaculus (lesser Egyptian jerboa), 2522 nucleotides. RefSeq names its product CD248 molecule (gene Cd248). Gene Ontology annotation, biological process: cell migration. The transcript has a single exon. Lineage: Eukaryota; Metazoa; Chordata; Mammalia; Rodentia; Dipodidae. Bases 1 to 2310 code for a protein of 769 amino acids. The record is from RefSeq and is a predicted model, not a curated record. Gene Ontology annotation, molecular function: extracellular matrix protein binding; extracellular matrix binding; calcium ion binding. Gene Ontology annotation, cellular component: external side of plasma membrane; extracellular matrix.